AACAAUAAACUCAAAAUCUCUAUAAUCAAGAUAAUAACAUAACAACAGAAAUAACAACUAAACGUGUUAAUAAGUAAAGAUUUAAUGUGUUUACGCUGUACAAGAAAUACAACACUUAUCUGGCAAACAGGAGUUGCAAAAGAAAAGGGUAACAAUGCAGAGUGUGACGGAUUCGCCGAUUCCGUCGACGUCGUCGGCGCAAUCAGUAUGUCCGAUUUGCAACAAACGAUUCCCAAUGAGCCUCAUAGAGGAACAUGCUGACCAAUGUGCCAUGAGCAACGAAAACCAUUCCGAAGGUCCAAAAGAAGCACAGGAGCUCCCGGUUCAAUCCAGCUCCACGCAAGUCAAAACACCAAAGCGCAACUACAGCAUCUUCGAACACGGUCCAUCGGGGUCGGCCGCGAAAAAAAAGCGUACACAACCGAUGCCAGAUCGAACGGUGGAAGAGCUGGAAUCGGAUGUGAUUAGCAUCGAAAUAGACGAUGAAGACAAAGCAAGCCAAGAAACUAAAGAUGUCAACUCGGUCCAGAUGGGAUCGGUCGUACCGCUGUCUGCUGCAAAUUCCAAUCGGCUAAAGUCAGCGCAAGAAGAUUCCAGUAUUCCGCUAGCUGAACGCGCACGACCAGAACAAAUCGAAGAUUACGUCGGACAGGAGCAAAUCAUCGGGCGGAACACAAUCUUGCGCACGCUGUUCGACAGUGGCGCCAUACCCAGUAUGAUUUUCUGGGGGCCGCCAGGAUGCGGCAAGACAACGUUGGCGCACAUCAUCGCAAACCACUGCAAAAACAGCGAGCUACAAACGCGAUUCGUGAAGCUGUCGGCCGCGAUGUCGGGCACUGCAGAUGUGAAGGAUGCGGUGAGCAAGGCCAAAAACGAGAAGAAAUACAAACGCAAGACGAUUUUGUUUAUGGACGAGAUCCAUCGCUUCAACAAAUUGCAGCAGGAUAUUUUCCUACCGCACGUCGAGGCUGGCACGAUAACGCUUAUCGGAGCGACGACGGAAAAUCCGUCGUUCACUCUAAACUCGGCCCUGCUCAGUCGCUGUCGGGUGAUCGUUUUAGAAAAACAUUCGGUCGAAAGCAUGAUGCGCAUUUUGGAGCGUGCCUUACCACAGUACGAUGCGGUAAUGAUAGCGGACAACAACAACACCGACGAUAUUCCGGAUUUCAGCAAGCUGUCCUUCGUGCCACGCAUCAUCAUCAAGGAAGAAACCGUCCGGUGGUUGGCCGAAACGUGCGACGGUGAUGCUCGGAUUGGUCUGAACAGCCUACAGUUGGCACUGCGUGCGAAAGCGCCGUUAGAAAAUGAAUCCCCAAGCGUGAUCUCGCUGGAGGACAUCCGGGAGGGCAUCAAAAAGUCGCACCUUCUGUACGAUCGUAAAGGCGAUCAACACUAUGACCUAAUUUCGGCGCUUCACAAGUCGAUCCGCGCGUCAGAUGAUAAUGCCGCACUGUACUGGGUGACGCGGCUAAUUGCAUCCGGGGAGGAUCCGCGCUACAUCUGCCGGCGAAUGAUCCGCAUGGCCAGUGAAGACAUCGGAAUGGCCGACACGAACGCAUUGCAAGUGGCAACGACGACGCUGGCCGCCGUUCAAGCCGUCGGCAUGCCGGAAGCGGAUUGUAUCCUCGCGCACUGUGCCGUAUACUUGGCGCGCACCAGCAAAAGCCGCGAAGUGUACGAGGCGUUUAAAACGUGCCGCACUUCGAUCGAAAACUGGAAAGGGCCGAUGCCCGGAGUUCCGCUGCAUCUGCGCAAUGCACCGACGAAGCUCAUGAAAGAUUUGCAAUACGGUGUGGGAUACAAUUAUCUUCAGAAGGAUGAGUCUGGCCUCACCUACAUGCCCGAGGGACUCGAAGAUGAGAAGUACUUUUCGGAUUAG
This is a messenger RNA of Anopheles bellator, 1879 nucleotides long. RefSeq names its product ATPase WRNIP1-like. Gene Ontology annotation, molecular function: single-stranded DNA helicase activity; enzyme activator activity; DNA binding. The record is from RefSeq and is a predicted model, not a curated record. The transcript is spliced from 3 exons. The coding region runs from base 155 to 1879 and encodes 574 amino acids. Lineage: Eukaryota; Metazoa; Arthropoda; Insecta; Diptera; Culicidae. Gene Ontology annotation, cellular component: nucleus. Gene Ontology annotation, biological process: regulation of DNA repair; DNA-templated DNA replication; DNA repair.